AUGGCAAACACCCCUAGUUCAGAUCCAGAUUUAGAGUUUUCUCCAGCGGAGCUUCAAAGCUUAGCACGGGUUUUGAGCAUACUCUCAAAUAUCAAAGUUGUGAGGUUAGCUUUGAAAUCAAAGAACAAACUAAGAUUCAUUGAUGGAACUAUACAAAAAUCGAAUAAGGAUGAUCCAACUUUUAUAGCUUGGGAUAAAUGCAACAUAUAUGUUGUAGCUUGGAUUAAUUUGUCAUUGAGUACUGAAAUUGCACAGAGUGUAGUUUGGAAUGAGAUUGCUGUAGAUCAGUGGGUUGAUUUAAAGCAUAGGUAUUAUCAUGGAGAUUUGUUUAAGAUUGCUAAGCUAGAAGAAGAAUUACACACAAUGAAACAGGGAGAUUUAACCAUCACAGGAUACUACACAAAGAUGAAGGCAGUUUGGAAAGAAAUUGAAGGCUUCUAG
Arachis stenosperma is the source of this 441-nucleotide messenger RNA. RefSeq lists its product as uncharacterized. The record is from RefSeq and is a predicted model, not a curated record. Lineage: Eukaryota; Viridiplantae; Streptophyta; Magnoliopsida; Fabales; Fabaceae. Bases 1 to 441 code for a protein of 146 amino acids. The transcript is spliced from 2 exons.